This is a messenger RNA of Corvus hawaiiensis (hawaiian crow), 1765 nucleotides long. RefSeq names its product DAZ associated protein 2 (gene DAZAP2). The transcript has 5 exons. Lineage: Eukaryota; Metazoa; Chordata; Aves; Passeriformes; Corvidae. The record is from RefSeq and is a predicted model, not a curated record. The coding region runs from base 1 to 564 and encodes 187 amino acids.
AUGCCCCAGGGCCAAAAGACCCCCCCCGAGGCAGAGACCCCCUACCAGAUGACUCCGGGAGCCGCCGCCGCCAUGAACGGCAAAGGGCCGUUCCCAGGCCAGCCCUCGUUCCCCGGCCUGGCCCCCCCCGGGUACCCCCAGGCUCUGCCCCUGCCGCAGCCGCCCCCCUACUUUGACCCUGCACCUGCGUACCCCGAGCUCUACCGUCUCAGCUUCGUCCCCCUGGGCGCUGCCAGCGUCCCCCCCGUGUCCCCGGCGUACCCAGGUGCGUCCCUGUACCUGCCCCUGGCCCCGCCGGUGCCCGUGGGGGCCCUGGGCUCCCCCGUGGCCUAUUUCCCGCUGGGACAGGUGUAUCCGCCGGGAUCCGCGGUGCUGCUGGAAGGGGCAUUUGACACCGGAGCCAGGCUGGGGACAGGGGGCAGCGGCGGCAUCCCGCCGCCGCCCGCCGGGUGCCCCCCGGGUGCCCCUCCGGUGCCCGUCCCGCCCGGAGCCGCCGUCCUGCUGCCCCCACGCAAGGGGGGCUUCGGCCUGGGGGGGGCCGGGGGUGGCUUCAGCCUCUGGUGAGGGGGGGCCGGGUUUGGGGAGCCCCCCCCGCCCAUCAGCACCUCCCCCCGGUACCUGGGGAGCCCCAAAGGCCGGAGAGGGGCCCCCCCGCAGGUGACAUGAGCGGGUGAUGGGGGGGGGGGGUCCCGGGGGGUUCAUUCACAAAUUAGGGUGAGCUCAGCCCCGCCCUUUUCUCAUUUACACGAAGCUCUAAUUAAUUAACGGCCUAAUCACGCCCUGGGGAAGUGUUUCCCCUUCCACUGCCCUCUUGCCCCUGUUGAACCCAUCCGGGUUUCCCUUCCUUUUGGGAAAGGUGGAUUUUGGGUAGAAAACAGGCAAAAUCUCCUCCCCAUAAGCGAAAUUCCCUCUCCAGAGGCAAAAAUCCCCUUCCCAGCAGUGGGAAGGGCACCUGAGCCCUUGCUGGCCUCACUCCAGGGGUCCCCCCUCACUCUCUCCCACCUUUCUCCUUCGGAAACGUUUAUCCUGGGAUUUUUUAACCCGCUCCAAGUAACCUUGGAUUGUUUGCACUUCAGCUCUAAUCAAAGCCAUGACCGGUGCCAGGGCCGUGCUGCAGCUCCCGUGGGAUCAUCCCAUUCCAGCUAGAACCAGGUUUAACCGAUGCUUAAUUAGCAAACGCUUGGUUUUAACUCAAACCUGGUGUUUUCACACCCAGAUUCCUUAAAUCCCAGAGGCUGGUUUCCAUCUGUCCGGGGGCGUGUGGGAACUGUCAAUUAACACAGAUCCGCUUGGAUCAGGGACUGUUUGGGAAUGGGAUCGUUUGGGAGGAGGGUUAUCAAUGGGUUUAUCAAUGAGUUGCUUAUCAGCGGGUUUAUGAAUGAGUUUUAUGAAUGGAACGUUUGUAGACGGAUUUUUAUGAAUGGGAUGUCUGUAAAUGGGAUGUGAAUGAGUUUAUCAGUGGGUUUAUCAGUGACUCAUGCGUGCAUUGGUAACCAAACCUCCACAAGCUGAGGAGGAACAUUUCAGGGAUCCUCAAUCGGGUGUUUUUCUUCUUUUUGGUUGUUAUUUGAUGAAAAAGGAGCUCAGAUUCGACUCUGUUUUAUCUUAGUAUUUCACUUUAAUCUGAAUCCGUGUCCUGUGUGUGUGUGUGACCAUCCCUGACUGUUCCCGAGCUCAGCUCUCGGACUCUCUGUGCUGCACUGAACUUGUGGAGUUUUUAUACUAAAAACCAAAAAUAAAAUAAAGAUUAUUUUGAAAAUUUAAA